Anneissia japonica is the source of this 4845-nucleotide messenger RNA. RefSeq names its product zinc finger protein OZF-like. The coding region runs from base 169 to 1779 and encodes 536 amino acids. NCBI's taxonomy places the organism in Eukaryota, Metazoa, Echinodermata, Crinoidea, Comatulida, Comatulidae. The transcript has 3 exons. The record is from RefSeq and is a predicted model, not a curated record. Gene Ontology annotation, biological process: regulation of cytokine production; regulation of immune system process; negative regulation of transcription by RNA polymerase II.
UUGCUCAAGGACACAAGCGAAAUGCACAGCAAGGGAUUGAAACCCCGACCUCAAGGUUGGGAAACCAAACCUUUCAUGCUGCGCCAAACUGCUUCUACAAAUAUCUCAAUAUGAUUUCACCAACAGUGUGUCUCAUUUAGUGGACUCACAUUGUCAAUAUUAACAUCCAUGGAUCAAGAAUUCAAUGCCAUUGGAAAUAAAAUGCCGCAUGAUAAUGGAAAUAAAAUGGAUAUGGAAGAGAACUCUGAAGUUAAAGUUGAAAUACGGGAGUGUGAUGAUUAUGACAGCUUUGAACAACAAACAGAAGACGAAGAGACUUUGAGAAAUAUUCCAACAGACGAUAUGAAUGAAUGCAGUCAGACUAAAGAUCAAUGUGAUGACGAGAGUGUAGAUUCAGAGCAAAAUAUGGUACCACAUCAAGGAGAGAUGAAAUAUAAAUGCGAACACUGUGGAGUGAAGUUCGAGUUGAGUGCUUUGAAAAAACAUAUGGGAUUACAUAUAGAAGCCCAACAAUUUCAAUGCGAACAGUGCGGAAUGAUAUUCAAUCACAGAAAUGAUUUGACAGCACAUUUGGCAAAACAUAAACAAGAGGCGGGCUAUGAAUGCGAAGAUUGUGGACGGAAAUUCAAAGACAUAUUUCAGUUGGAAGCUCAUUUGAGAACUCAUGCAGGAGAUGCGCCAUUUGAUUGUGAACCUUAUGUAAAUAGAUUAAUUCAAAGUAGUAAUGUAAAAACCUAUAGGAAGAUUCUUCCAAAAGGGCCGCCUCCUCCUGAAUGCCAACCUUAUGGGAAGAUAGAAAAAGUACAAUUUCAGUGCGAACAAUGCGGAAAGGUGUUGAAUCAAAGGAGUGAUUUAAAGAGGCAUAUGAGGAUUCACACAGGCGAGACACCGUACGAAUGUAAACUGUGCGGAAAGAAAUUCAACGUUAAUAGUAAUUUAAAGGUACACAUGCGUAUACAUACCGGAGAAACAUCGUGCGAAUGUGAACAUUGUGGAAAGAAGUUUAACCAAAAAAGCAAUUUGAAGGUGCAUUUGAGAACUCACACUGGAGAAACGCCAUAUGGUUGCGAAUAUUGUGGAAAGAAGUUUAAUAAAAGUGGCAGUUUGGAAGCGCACGUGAGGCUUCACACGGGAGAUACACCGUACGAAUGUGAAGAUUGCGGGAAGAAAUUUAACCGAAGUGGUAGUUUGAAAGCACAUAUGAAGAUACACACAGGUGAGAAACCGUUCGAAUGCGAAGAUUGUGGAAAGAAAUUCAACCAUAGCUGCCACUUAAAAACACAUUUGCGGAUACACACGGGAGAAACACCCUUUCAAUGUGAACAUUGCGGAAAGAAGUUUAUUCAUAACAGCGGUUUAAAAACACAUUUGAGGAUCCACACGGGAGAAAAACCAAAUGAACGUUAUGGCAAGGCAGAGAAGGUACAAUUGCAAUGUGAAUAUUGUGGAAAGGAAUUUAAUAACAGUAGCGACCUGAGAAGACACUUAAGGAUACAUACUGGAGAGACGCCGUACGAAUGUGAACAUUGUGGAAAGAAAUUCAAUGUUAAUAGUAAUUUAAAAGUUCAUAUGAGAAUUCAUACGGGAGAGACGCCAUAUCAGUGCGAGUACUGCGGACAGAAGUUCAACGUUAAAAGCAGUUUGAAAGUACAUUUGAUGAAACACACUGGACUUAAAGAAACAGUAGAUCAAAAACUAGAUGGUAAACAGGACGGUGAGCAAGACACUGAAAAAGAUGGUGCACAAGAUUGUGAACAAGAUAUUACAAAUCCAUCGUAAUUAAUAUUUUGUGUGAAGUUAAAAAACAAAUGAAUAUUUAUUUUAGUUAAUUUUUUUUUUUUAAGAAUGUUUAAAAUAUUUAUUUGUUGCAGUCCACUUAGAUGCUUUUUAAGUGGGUAUGAGUUAAAAUAUCAGCUAAUUUGUUGUUACGAUAAUAUUUAUAACAAAUUCCUUAACAAAGUUUGUUCAGAGGCAGCUAAUUCAACUCUCAAUUUGCUCUAAUCCAAAUGUAUUCAAGCCAUAGGGCAGGUGCUAUAAAUGUAGAAUUGUAGAAAUUGUUUCUUUUCAAAUUCAUGUGAGAACAUUGGUUUAAAAGUGUAUGUUGCCUGGUUUGAAACCUGCCUACGCCUGCCUUCGCUUAUGUCCUUGGUUAAGAUCAGGCCUGUAUCCCAAGGGGGACAGGGGGUGUGAUGGGUUCAUAUCCAAUUUACUUUCCCUACCCCAAUCCAAAAUUGUUUAUUUUCUGUAUUAAUGAUAUUAAAAUGGAAUAAUAAAUCAUUAGGCCAGUGUUUGGGCAUAGAAAUUGCUGUAAAACAUUAAACAAAAGUUUAAGCUACAAUCCAACAAGCUCUACCCCCAGUUUGUCCAUCUUUGCACAUCCCCACACACCCCAGUGGCAAUUCUGGAUGCAGCCCUGAGUUAAAUACUACCUUGUCCUUCAGAUGGGAUGGUAAGCAGUUGGUUCUAUUUAUAUAAUAGCUCUGUACAUGAAAAAAAUACUCUUUUGGAAAGACUUCAGAUUGUCUCCAAGUGUGCUGACAAAAUUACCAUGUCUAUGUAUAUUUGUAUGUGAUGUUUGUGAUAGUGAAAGAGAUUUCAGCUAAUAUUUGCUAUAUUAUAUUAAAAUAGUAAUAUAGUAUUUGCUAUAUAAUAUGUAAGCUUUUGCCCAUGUGGCAAAAUUUUAUAAAUCAAAUACUUAUAGAAAUGUUUAAUCAUGUUUAAAGAUAUACAGAGGAGAGGCAAUAUUGUAAAGAUAUUUAAGGUAAAAUAAACUCAGAAUUUAAUGUUUUGAAAAAAAUGUAACUAUAGUUACACCUUACAAACACAUCUGAAUUAUUUUUUAACAUUUUUAAAAUAAAACGUUUUAAUAGUUACAGUUUACAUACACACCCGAAUUAUUUUUUAACAUUUUUAAAAUAAAACAUUUUUAAAUGCCAAGAUGUGUUCACAGAGGACCCCACAAGGAGACUGGUUUUUUUACAGCAUGAAUUGGGCCAUCCUGGUACUCAUUAUAAAUAAAUAUAUGAAGUACCUCAACUGUAUACGACAGUAAACAAAAAUUAAUAGACAGAGUUUUUGUACCAUACUGUAUAUUUAAUGUAUGCACAAUACUGGUGGUUAUGGUGCUUGACCUUCAGUACCAGAAUUUGGGGUUCAAGUCAUGGAAAUUCAAAGAUAGCUACUUCUUCUAGUUCACUUCUCUAAUGCCUUCUACAUUAUCCAUUUCAGCAGAAAACUUAGAGUGGCGCUUGUUACAAAUUAUUAUUUGCUAAAAUAGUACCAUCAUGAGCAUCAUCAAUAUAGAGUCUAUUAUUAUUCCAUGCAAGCAUGGGUUACACUGUACAGGGAAGUGUAAAAUAUUUAUUUUUAAUAUUUUUUUUAAUUUUUUUAUUUUUAUUUAUUUAUUUAUUUUUUUUAUUUUUACAUCUCCCUGGACUGUACUUGUAAUAGCAGCUCUCCAUUCUGCACGAUUCUGUGCAAGCUAUUUACCAUGUAUUUACUUAAUUAUUAGUACUGAUACAUCAAUUAUUUAAAACCAUUUCCAUCAUACAAAACAUCAUAGUAUGGUACUAUAUGUACUCUCACAUUGUUUAUUCAAAAUAGAAUGUCAUGUAGGGGGCUAUCUCUAAUACCACAACUUAUUUAAGAGUGACGGUUUUUAGGGGAAAAAAAGAAGACAUUCGGUGUUGUGAGUGCGAGAGGAGCUACUUAUACGAUCAUAAUGUACCGCACUUUACGUUAUAGUGAAGCUUAGGUUUUUAGAAAUUAAAAAAAAAUGUUAUUCUUGGACUCGGACCGAGGUUCUAGUCGGUCCCUUGGUUUGGACCUCGUCGGACAUGUCAGGCCCCUUGUCGCCAAAUUUCUAAAGCCACCGCUGGCCCCUCCAUGACCAUGGGGUUUGAAGGCAAGCAUCAUAACCACUAAAGCCUGUUUCCACUAGGCAAAAUUAUUCACGCGAAUCAAAUGCGUCGGUUCGGUUCCUGAGCUCUGAUUGGUUACGCACAAAGUAGAAACAGUUCAAACUAAAAAUCUAAUAGAAAUGUGAAUGCGCAUACGCAUGAAUGACGCUUUCGUUUUGCGCUAAUAAAUUCAUCUAGUGGAAAACCGGACUUAAAACCACUACAUUUAUAUGUUUCUAGAAUAUCACAUAUAUUAAAGUUGAGUCCAAUAAGUUGCUUGUUUUUUGGAUGAAUGAGAAUGAAAAAAAAUAUAAUUUGUUUGCUUGAUCAAAUAAAAUUAAUGACAACACUUAGUCAGUAACUAUGUUCAUAAAAUAUAUUAAUAUUAUUGCAUGCAGACUGUAUUUCUGGAUAUUCAAUUGCCGUUGUUGUGGUAGAAUAAAAGCGAAUGUUGUAUAGGUUUAACCAGUAUUUUUUAACAAUGUUUGAAGGUAGAUGGAGGACAGCACUCUAUAAUAUUCUACCCUUUUAUUCAAGUUGAGCGCCCUCUAUCCUGUGAUUGAAAUUUCAGCCUGUAGAGAGACACCCUCAUUUAGACCUACCAAAACGACCGGUAAUAUUAUUGUACAUCUGUGAAAGUUGGUCUAAAAGUGUUGGUUAUUUGAAUAUAAAUGUGAAAUGCACAUUAUAUAUUAACAUAGCCUAUUGAUAGCAUGGUAAUUUUAAAAUGAAAUUUGUGUCUGCAUAAUAAGCUCUUGAUAUUAAUCAACUAUAAUAAUACUUAAUUUAUAUAAUGUGUGUGCUUUUUGGGAUAAAGCGCUAUAAAAAUGCUGCAUUUAUUGCUCCAUUUGUAUAGCGCUUAAUGCCAGCAGUGCCUCUAAGCGCUUCACAUCGUUGUACCUCAUUGAAUGAUAUUAAAAUUCGGUUGAUUAACAGAUAAGUAGAA